Messenger RNA from Racocetra persica, 262 nucleotides. Lineage: Eukaryota; Fungi; Glomeromycota; Glomeromycetes; Diversisporales; Gigasporaceae. The record is from the annotation of a GenBank genome assembly.
AUGAUGAAAAUUUUCAAUUGCGAAACCUUCACAACUGGUAGAUUGGUCACAAUACCAAGUCGAUGGGGCAUUUUACAUCGCAUGCUUCAAGUUGCAAUUAUUAUUUAUCUUAUAUAUUCGAUCAUAAUGUCGGAACUUUACUUAAAAAAGGAACUUCCUGUACCCGGUGCAGUUCGAACAACACUAAAAGAAUCUAACAACGUUAGCACACCUUCCUAUUGCACUGGAACAGUGCCAUGCGUUUUUUGGAGUGCUAAUGAAA